Molecule: messenger RNA, 627 nt
Organism: Spirometra erinaceieuropaei
Lineage: Eukaryota; Metazoa; Platyhelminthes; Cestoda; Diphyllobothriidea; Diphyllobothriidae
Source: the annotation of a GenBank genome assembly
AUGGUGUUUGGCGCUUGCCAGCUUCAGGAGAAGUGCCAGGAGAUGCGAAUCCAACUCUACACCACCUCAGCGGACUUGACGAAAACCGUCGAUACGGUGAAUCUCAAGGGACUGUGGAAAAUCAUGCAGAAGUUUGGCUGUCCCGAACGAUUCACGCACAUGGUACGUCCGCUCCACGACGGGAUGUUGGCGCGCGUCACGGACAACGGCGCUAUCUCCGAGGCAGCCGCAGUGGCCAAUGGAAUGAAACAGGGCUGUGCACUCGUUCCCACCCUUUUUAGUCUCAUAUUCUCUGUCAUGCUGAUGGACACCUAUCGUGAUGAGUGGCUCGGGACACGCAUCGACCACAGGACCGAUGGGCACCUUCUCGAUAACCGGCAAAUGAAGGCUCCGACGCCUCUCUCCACAGCUAAUGUCCAUGAUCUGCUCAUUGCCAACGUCUGCGCACUCAAUAAUACGACCAAAGAAGGCACGCAACGAAGCAUGGACUUCCUCGCCGCCGGGUGUGCCUACUUCGGAUUGACCAUCAGUACGAACAAAAUGGUGGUCAUGCAAAUACAUCACCCAACAUGCAGCACUUCACUCCUCCUCGAAUCACUGUGGACGGCUACAAACUCAAAAUCGUAG